This is a messenger RNA of Juglans microcarpa x Juglans regia, 816 nucleotides long. Its product is annotated as glycine-rich cell wall structural protein 1.0-like. The record is from RefSeq and is a predicted model, not a curated record. NCBI's taxonomy places the organism in Eukaryota, Viridiplantae, Streptophyta, Magnoliopsida, Fagales, Juglandaceae. The transcript is spliced from 3 exons. Bases 1 to 816 code for a protein of 271 amino acids.
AUGACACACAGACCGGAAUUUAUUUCUUCGAUCACGGCGAAUCAGAUGGUCUUGGAAACUAAAAAGGGGGCAACAAAGGAAGUGGUGGUGACAAUGGCUGCACUGGUUCAUCAAAAACCGUAUCUGGUGCUGAUGGUGUUGACUACUGGAAACUCAGGCGGUGAAGAAAAAAGCGGGGCAAGUGGUGGAGCUGGUGUGAAUUCGUCUGGUGGUAAAUCUGGAAAGGGAGGUGGAAGAAGUACUAACGCUGGUGAUGGUGGUGGGGAAAGUAUUGGAAGGGGAGGAUUUUCAGUUACUAUAUCUGGAGGUGAUAGCCAUGGAAAUGCUGGUGGUUGUAUAUCUGAAUCAGGGGGUGGAGGGGAAGGAACAAGUGGUGGUGGAAAUAUGAUAGGUAUGGGUGGGGGCAGGAGCAGUGGUGGUGGCGGAGAAGGAACCAAAGGUGGUGGAGGGGAUGGCGGUGGUGGCUGUGGCGGAGAAGGCGGUGGAGGUGAAGGAGAAGGAAUUAUAAUUGGUGGUGGUGGAAUUAUUAUUGGUGGUUGUGGGGAAGGUAGCAAAGGAGGCGGUUGCGCUAUUGGUGGCGGAGGUGGGAGCUGGGGAAUUGGGGGAGGAGGAGAAGACACAAAUGGCGGAAGUGGCGGCGGAUUACGAUGGGGAGUCGGCCGGAAGGGGUUGUCUGGGGAAGGAGAGGUUGGAAAAGGCCAUUGGCCACAAGUUCCAAAGAGUACUACUUCUGCUUCUGCUUCGUCUUCUGCUUCUAUUGCUGGUUCUCUUUUCUUCUUCUUCUUUGCUAAUUUGGUGCAUGUCUUUGGGAUGUGA